Messenger RNA from Venustampulla echinocandica, 783 nucleotides. RefSeq lists its product as uncharacterized. The record is from RefSeq and is a predicted model, not a curated record. Lineage: Eukaryota; Fungi; Ascomycota; Leotiomycetes; Helotiales; Pleuroascaceae. The transcript has 4 exons. Gene Ontology annotation, molecular function: peroxidase activity. The coding region runs from base 1 to 783 and encodes 260 amino acids.
AUGAAACACUCAAUUAGUACUAUCGUUGCUGCAUUUGCAUUUGCAACCUCAACUUCCUAUGCCAUGCCAGGUUUACUGUACCCGGAGCAUCAUACCUGGUCACCUCCAACUGAUUCCGAUGUUCGCUCUCCAUGCCCUUGCCUUAAUUCACUAUCCAAUCACGGAUUUCUCCCACACUCGGGUCGCAAUCUGACCAUGGAUAAACUGAUUAAAGCUUUUAAAGAGGGAGUCAACCUUGGUCCAGAUGCCACUACAUUUGCUGGAGGGUUGGCUAUGAAGUCCAAUCCUAUUCCUAAUGCCACCUGGUUUGACCUAGAUAUGCUCGACCAGCACAACUUUCCCAUCGAACACGACGGCAGCCUGUCACGCGCAGAUGCCUACUUCGGCAACAACCACGAUUUCUCCCCAGAAGUCUGGGGAGCAUACAUGGCCCGCCUUGAGGGCCACGAGAUUAUCAGUAUCGAACUGGCAUCAAAAGCGAGAGCGGAGCAUGUUUACGCCCAAAGCUUAAUCAACCCGGAGUUCUUCCUCAACGAGGACCUUCUAGGAGAUUCGCUGCUUGAGACAGCACUGCUUAUAAGUAUCUUUGGGGACCCAGCAUUAGGCAAUGCGAAGAAGAGUUGGAUAGAGAGUUUCUUUAGGAAUGAGCGCUUCCCAGUUAGUGAGGGGUGGGAACCAAGGGCUGACGAGGCGAACUUGACCACCGCUACUGCAAUGAUUGGUAAAUUGCAGGCUAGUCUCCCAGAAGGAGUACCGAUAUUAUUUGGGAAUCAGCCGGAAUAG